Closterium sp. NIES-65 is the source of this 696-nucleotide messenger RNA. Lineage: Eukaryota; Viridiplantae; Streptophyta; Zygnematophyceae; Desmidiales; Closteriaceae. The record is from the annotation of a GenBank genome assembly.
AUGGGUCAGGCCUUGGGCUCUACCCAGCAAUGGCAGUAUGAUCAGCUUGAGCUGGUCUAUGAACUUGACGGGCUUCGGACAAGCUACAUCCGCAAGUUUUUCCAAGACUAUCGCUUCGACAUCCUCGCUCCUGCUCGUGUCAUUGUGAUCAAGGCAUUCAACAUUGACACCACCGUCGGUGUGCGCGAGCCCGGAGUUAACAACGGGAAGAUGGAGAUGUCGGCGUUUUGUGGUACCUAUCGUGCAGGUAUCAUAAUUGUAUUCAUCCCCUCCUUUCCCCCCUCCCUUCAAAUCCCAUCUCCCACCUGGAUUCAUCCCUUCUUUCCCUCCCUCCCCCUUCAGAUCGCACCCGCCCCUGAAUUCAUCCCUUCUUUCCCUCCCUCCCCUUCAGAUCGCACCCCCCCCUUGGAUUCAUCCCUUCCCUCCCUCCCCUUCAGAUCGCACCUGCCCCUGAAUUCAUCCCUUCUUUCCCUCCCUCCCCUUCAGAUUGCACCCGCCCCUGAAUUCAUCCCUUCUUUCCCUCCCUCCCCUUCAGAUCGCACCCCCCCCUUGGAUUCAUCCCUUCUUUCCCUCCGUCCCCUUCAGAUCGCACCCGCCCCUUCAUCCCUUCUUUCCCUCCCUCCCCUUCAGAUCGCACCCGCCCCUGAAUUCAUCCCUUCUUUCCCUCCCUCCCCUUCAGAUCGCACCCGCCCCUGA